GCUUAAAUGAGAAACCAAUUAAAACAAACCAAACAGAGAUUUUUUAUUUUUGUUUGGUAAUAAUUGUUCAUCCUCUUCCAAACCAAUCGAAACUUAUAAAACCAAACAGAGAACCGGCAUGCAUCCGUACUCCGUAGAUCAGUUGGGAAAAAGUUUUGGGGCUGUUAUUUGCUUUUGUAGAUUACCCAUGAGGGCCGUUGCCUGGUUAACCUGCUCCGCCGCUCGCCACCAUCGUUAGCCGUUGCAGAUUCCGGAUCCGCACUUGUAUCUCUUUCUAAAAGCUAACGCCGUUGAUAUCUUCGUCGCAUACAGAGCCGGGCGUAUUACCGGCGGCCUUAUCCGAGGGUUUUGACCUCGUGCCGCAAAAUCAAUUGGUCUCAGGUUUGGCGCCUCAUUAUAUUCACAGUUUCCAGGUAUUGUUCACUUCUAUUUGUUUUCUUUAAAACACUGGUUAUUGGCACAAGUUCCAAUAGUUCCAUAUUAGUUUCGGGUGUGAACGUUAAUUGAUGUUUAUGUUUCAUAAUUUCAAAUGAAUAAUGUCUGCUCUGUUGGUAUACGGUUUAGGAAAAUUUGGAAAAUUUAAUAGUAGUGCUUAUGAGCAAGAUAUGGAAGAUUAAAUGUGGUGCAUUUUUUCUUGGGCUAUGGAAAAUGUGGCUCGUCUAUUUAUGAACCUAAGUAAGAUUCAUAAAGGCAUUGCAUAUUGUUUGACCACGGGAAAUUCAAGAAUUUUAAGUUUUGAUAUUGUCUAUGGACUUUGCAACACUGUAUUGAUAUUUUACUUAAAAUGUGCAUUUGAUAAAAAGUACCUGGUAACACUCUAAGAGUGAGCUGUUAUCCUGUAUUCCAUUAGCAUUUCAUUUAAGAUGAUAUUUCGUAUUGGCCCUUGAAUUCUAUUGGGCUUUAAUAUUGGUUUAUUGGAUGAGAUCAAACGAAAAUAUAAGAAAUAGUUUCAUACAAAUUUUAAAAUAUUUGGAGAACUAGAUGCACCUUCAAAGCAUAUCACCAUCUUUCUCAUUUGUCCCAUUGUAUCCAUUUCACAACUAAUCUGUGGCGCAGGGGCGUAGCUAGGGAGGGGCCAACUCUGGCCCCAGCCGGCUCCGCCCCUUCUGUGGUGGACUCGUAAGUUUUGUUCAUUUAGGAGGGGCGCCAUUCAAAUAAAAUCAUAAAACGAUUACGUAUAUCAACUUAAAAUGAACAAUAGUUUAAAACGUUCAUAUAUAUUGAUUAAUGCAGCUUGUCUAAGGCCAUGAACGUAUUAUGUUAGACUAAGAAACAUCGCCAGUUUUUUUGUAAAUAUUAGUGGCUGAGGUAAACUUCAAAUGGAUGGCCUGUUGACUGGUGAACCCUCCCAUCAUGGUAUAUUGAAAGGGAAGUUUGAGGGUUCUCAUGAAAAGCUUGAAAAAUGUGGUCGUUGUUGGUAUCUCUCAAGGAAGGAAAUUGAUGAAAAUUCCCCUUCUAGACAUGAUGGCAUUGAUCUGAAAAAAGAAAAUUAUCUACGGAUAUCAUACAGCACAUUCUUGCAAGAAUUGGGUGUGGCCCUUAAAGUAUUAUUUCCAUAGCAUGUAUGUUUCUAGCGGGUAAGGUGGAAGAAACUCCACAUCUUCUAAGAGAUGUCAUUGUUGUGGCAUAUAAGAUUAUACAUGCAAAGAAUGCCGAAGAAGCCCAAAGGGUCAAACAAAAGGAGGUGUAUCAGCAAAAAAAGGAACUUAUUUUACAGGCAGAAGGGGUAGUUCUGGUAACGCUUGAUUUUGACCUCAUUGUACGUCAUCCAUACAAGCUCCUUGUUCAGGCCAUUAAGAAAAUUAAGGUCGCACAAGAUGCACUUGCUCAAGUUGCAUGGAACUUUGUCAAUGAUGGGCUCAGGACAUCUAUAUGCUUGCAAUUCCAGUCCCACCAAAUUGCAGCUGGUGCUGUUUUCCUAGCAGCUAAACGUCUCAAACUAAAGAUUCCAUCUGGUGGGGAGAAUCCAUGGUGGCAGGAGUUUGGUGUCACCAUACACCAAUUGGAGGGUGAUUGAAUGCAUGCAUUUGAUUGUAGAGAUUGGUUACACAUCAUGGACUAGAAUGAAUGAAUGAGCAAAUGUUUCAAAAUGUUAUGAGAUUACGGCAUGCAACUAAUUUAUAUUAAUUUGCCUUAUUUAUGUUAUAUAUAUAGCAUUUGAGAGGUAAAAGUUAAAACCAAUCUGGGUUGUUCGGUUGUGCAGUCAUGUUGCAUUUUUGUACGUUAUUAAUAUUUUUUUAAAUAUAUGUGUUUUUUUCCUCUCUUUUAACUGGAGGUAGUGGGUGUUCCAUGCUUUGCAGAUUACUGCAAACAGAUGCUAGAGUUGUAUGAGAGGCGUGAAGCACAACCAUUGAAGCAGCAGACUGCUAGUGGAUCUGAAGGAGGGGGUAGUGCGCUGACGGCUCUAGCUGCUGCUGCUAGUGAAGAACGAGCCACCAGUUACAUUUGUUCCUCCUCCCGUGGUGGUGACAGUGAGACUAACACCAAUGCAAGCAGCUGCCGGAAAAGAAAACAAGAAAGCUGGCAGCCCAAAAUGUCAAGACCACCACCACCACGAUCUGAUAAAGACAAUGCCCUUCAAAAAGAGGCUGCCACUGCUGUAACACAUUGUAGUCAAGCUAUAAUGCAUCAUGGAAAUAAUGAUCUUGAAGAAGGGGAAGUUGAACCAUCUCACCCGGAAGGCCUCUCAUUACCUCAUACUAUUCCUUCCACUAGAAUGGAAUUGAAUUUGGGUUAAUGAGGGAGGCUUGCGAGAAGAAAAAAAUCAAACAUAUGCUGCAAAGAUCAACCAUCUUAUUCCCUUUGAGUCAUAUAUCUGGAGCACAGCACACCAUAUUUGAGGUUUUGAAGUUCUGAUCUUCAUUCAUAACUACCGUUUACAAAUGCAACACAUGUGGUUUCACUGUUGUUUUCAUUUUUUUGUACCCUCCUCUCUUAAUUAUGGUGUCUUACUGCCUUCUCCUCACUAUAUUACUCCUAUUGAAAGUGAAGGAGUGGCGGCCAACUUUGUCACUUUGAUAUUCCUUCCACAUUUGUACAUGCAAAAAAAGAAUCACAUUUGUGAG
Cuscuta epithymum is the source of this 3065-nucleotide messenger RNA. NCBI's taxonomy places the organism in Eukaryota, Viridiplantae, Streptophyta, Magnoliopsida, Solanales, Convolvulaceae. The record is from the annotation of a GenBank genome assembly.